AUGGUUCUUGCCAGAAACAUUUUUCAUGACAAAAGGCUUCAAAAGAGCAAAUCUGAAAGACGCUCAAAAUUGGACAUUUUAGCGGAAAAAAUCAGUUGGUUUCAGACAGAACUUUUAACUGGAAUUGAAAUUAACACAAAAGCUAAAUUGGCUAACCUUGUUGAAAAAUAUUUUCAGAGAUUCCAGAGUGAAUUGGAACAUAUCAAAAUAAUCCAUAGCAUUGGUAAUCGGCGCGGCAAUCGUCAUGCAUCAAGAGAAGCUUCCAUCAGGAUGACAUUAGACAUGGAAAAAUCUCAGUUUAAUGGUGGUGGAUUUGAAGUUCCUAAUCUCAUUGUUCAAGAAAACUGUGAUAUUCUGAAAAACUGGGAUGGCCAUUACAGUUAUUUGCCGAAAAUUAAAAUGAUCAAAGUUUCUGUUCAGGACUUAAAGGAAAAUAAGCAAAAGCAAAUCACAUCUGCUGAUAAAUCUGUGAAGCCAAAAGGGAAAAUGACUGUUGGUGAAGAUGAAGAAAUGAAAAUUACAGAAAGCAAAAAAGACGAAAACGUUAUAGAAAGCAAAAAAGGCGAAAACGUUACAGAAAGCAAAGAAGACGCAAACGUUACAGAAAGCAAAAAAGACGAAAACGUUAUAGAAAACAAAGAAGACAAAAACCUUACAAAAAACAAAGAUGACGAAAACAUGAAUGAAAUUGAUGACAUUGAAGACAUUGAUGAAGAUAAACUUCUUCAAGAUUCAGAUGAAGAUGUUGAAAUGACAGAAAAAGAUAAAUGUUAA
This is a messenger RNA of Acanthosepion pharaonis, 774 nucleotides long. The record is from the annotation of a GenBank genome assembly. NCBI's taxonomy places the organism in Eukaryota, Metazoa, Mollusca, Cephalopoda, Sepiida, Sepiidae.